ACCACCCAGGCGCCCCUCAUUAGCAGCUUUCUUAUUUCGUAUUCCUCUGGAAGACAUUCCCAGCCAUCGUUCCCCGAUCUGAAACUCGCCGAUCGGGUUUCUUGUAUUUUCCUAUAACAUUCCUUUGUUCAUACAGGAAUUCACUUUUACAAGUAUUCACUAAGCUUCUACUUCACUACAGGUGUGAUAGAAGAAACAGGCACACCGGCCUCACCCCCUUGAAGUUUAAAUGCCCUCAUGCGUGUGUCCCAGUCAGAUCUCAAGCGCCCGGAGCUGUGGGACCCGCGUCAUGCCUGGCCAGCCCCGGGAUCCAGCGCCCCGCGCUGCGGAUUGGAAAGUGCAGGGUGCCAGGAUGGAAGGCUGUGUUCCACUUGCUCUGCCACCUACAGCCUGGGUCAUCGGGAGCCACCCGCUCGUGCCUCUUCAAUAGCUGUGCUUCCUCGUGCGUAAAGUGGGGAUGACCCACCCACGACUGUCGUGAAGGCGACAGGUCGGCCCACGCGCGGUGGUUACAGCUAAAUGGUUAAGCGUCCACGAUAGGGCCCUCCCGAGUCGGUGCCGCGCGCGCCCACCAGGGGGAACAGCAGGCGGCGGCCCGGCGGCUGCGCGCUGGACCGGCGACGUCAGGACCAGCGCCCCGCCCCGUGACCGUGACCGAGCGCGGCGCCGCGGCAGCGUCGGUCCCCGCCGGCUGGCCGCGCAGCCGGAACGCGAUGGGGACCGAGGCGUCGGGGAGCGGGCCGGCGCUGCAGGAGCUCGUGCGCGAGGCCGAGAUCAGCCUGCUCGAGUGCAAGGUGUGCUUUGAGAGGUUCGGCCACCGCCAGCAGCGGCGCCCGCGCAACCUGCCCUGCGGCCACGUGGUGUGCCUGGCCUGCGUGGCUGCGCUGGCGCACCCGCGGACGCUGGCCCUCGAGUGCCCCUUCUGCCGCCGAGCCUGCCGGGGCUGCGACACCAGCGACUGCCUGCCGGUGCUUCACCUCCUGGAGCUCCUGGGCUCGGCGCUCCGCCCAGCCCCCGCCGCCCACCGCGCCGCCCCCAGCGCCCCCGGGGCCUUCACCUGCCACCACGUUUUCGGAGGUUGGGGGACCCUGGUCAACCCCACGGGGCUGGCGCUGUGUCCCAAGACCGGGCGGGUCGUGGUGGCGCACGACGGCAGGAGGCGGGUCAAGAUCUUUGAUUCCGGGGGAGGAUGUGCUCAUCAGUUUGGAGAGAAGGGGGAGGGCGCUCAGGACAUUAGGUACCCACUUGAUGUCACCGUCACCAACGACUGUCAUGUGGUUGUCACCGACGCCGGCGACCGCUCCAUCAAAGUGUUUGAUUUUUUUGGCCAGGUCAAGCUUGUCAUUGGAGGCCAGUUCUCCUUACCUUGGGGUGUGGAGACCACCCCUCAGAAUGGGGUCGUGGUAACGGAUGCGGAGGCAGGGUCCCUGCACCUGCUGGAAGUCGACUUUCCAGAAGGGGUCCUCAGGAGGACCGAGAAGUUGCAAGUUCAUCUGAGCAAUCCCAGAGGGGUGGCCGUGUCGUGGCUCACCGGGGCCAUUGCAGUCCUAGAGCACCCUCCCGGCCUGGGGACCGGAGCCUGCGGCACCACGGUGAAGGUGUUCAGCCCAAGCAUGCAGCUCGUGGGCCAGGUGGAUACCUUUGGGCUGAGCCUCUUUUUCCCCUCGAGAAUAACUGCCUCCGCGGUGACCUUUGAUCACCAGGGGAAUGUGAUUGUUGCAGAUACUUCUAGUCAGGCUGUCCUAUGCUUAGGAAAACCUGAGGAGUUUCCAGUCCUGAAGCCCAUGAUCACCCAUGGUCUUUCCCAUCCUGUGGCACUGACCUUCACCAAGGAGAACUCUCUUCUUGUGCUGGACAGUGCAGCCCAUUCUAUAAAAGUCUACAAGGCUGACUGGGGGUAAUGGGGUAUGGGGGGGAGGGGGGCGCUCUGGGACCUGGAAUCUGAAGGCCUGGAACUUCCGCUAAUGAAUUGCUGAACCCUGGAUAAGUUAAUCUCAUCUAUCCAGCAGGGAUAAUUAUAACUGCCUGGCAAACUUAUAAAGGUUGAGGUAAUUAUCAAAGAAUAAAAGUUAAAUCUACCAUU
Messenger RNA from Lynx canadensis (Canada lynx), 2083 nucleotides. It is a transcript of the gene NHLRC1, whose product is annotated as NHL repeat containing E3 ubiquitin protein ligase 1. NCBI's taxonomy places the organism in Eukaryota, Metazoa, Chordata, Mammalia, Carnivora, Felidae. Gene Ontology annotation, molecular function: ubiquitin protein ligase activity; protein binding; translation repressor activity. The record is from RefSeq and is a predicted model, not a curated record. Gene Ontology annotation, biological process: proteasome-mediated ubiquitin-dependent protein catabolic process; negative regulation of translation; protein polyubiquitination. The transcript has a single exon. The coding region runs from base 714 to 1901 and encodes 395 amino acids.